AUGGCCUCGACGUGCCCACGGCCCCUGCUGAGGUACCGGUCCUUCGCCAUCCUCUUGCUCGCACCGCUGCUGCUGCUGCCGCUGCCGAUCACUGUGCCCACGCGGGAAGCCAAAUGCGCAUAUAUCAUCAUCAUCAUGGCUGUGUACUGGUGCACUGAAGUUAUCCCACUGGCUGUUACUUCCCUAAUGCCAGUUGUAUUUUUCCCUCUGCUUGGAGUUCAGAGCUCUAAAUCAGUGUGCUUGCAGUAUCUAAAUGACACAAAUAUGCUCUUUGUUGGAGGGCUGAUAGUUGCAAUUUCUGUUGAACGGUGGAAUCUUCACAAAAGGAUUGCGCUGAGAGUCCUGCUGAUACUUGGGGUGAAGCCUGCACUCCUCAUGCUGGGGUUUAUGAUAGUCACUGCCUUCCUGUCCAUGUGGAUAAGUAACACAGCAACCACUGCUAUGAUGGUUCCCAUUGUUCAGGCUGUCCUGGAUCAAAUGGACAACACAGAAAAUGAUGUGACCAUGAUGGAACAAGCAACUGGCCAAACAAAUACAGUGAUUGAGCUGGAGGAAAAGAAUGCAUCAGAUCCCACUCCAGUGCAGGUCAUAAGCAAUGGACAAGUUCCUGAUGGCACCAGAUCUUCUGAGGAAAAGAAAAUGAAGAAACGUAUAUGUAAGGGAAUGACACUGUGUGUGUGCUAUGCUGCCAGCAUUGGAGGAACUGCAACACUGACUGGAACAGGGCCAAACAUGGUAUUGAAAGGCCAGAUGAAUCAAUUAUACCCCAACAAUAAUGAUGUCCUGAAUUUUGCUUCCUGGUUUGGGUUUGCCUUUCCAAACAUGAUUCUGAUGUUGGUGUUAGCGUGGCUUUGGCUUCAGUGCUCUUUCAUGGGAUUCAACUUUAAAAAAAGCUGGGGAUGUGGGACAGUGAGAACUGCUAAAGAAAAAGCUGCAUACAAUGUGCUGAAAGCAGAAAUGAAGAAAUUGGGCCCUAUCUCUUAUGCUGAGUUCAAUGUCCUCGUAAUGUUUGCAUUGCUGGUUGUCUUGUGGUUUUCCAGACACCCAGGCUUUGUAAAAGGCUGGGCUAGCAGGGUCUUUCCAGAAGGAGAAAAAUAUAUCACUGAUUCUGCUCCUGCUGUGUUUAUUGCCCUGCUGCUGUUCAUCCUUCCUGCUAAUAAACCCAAAUUCAUAGGCUGGAGUUCAAGCAUGUCUGACACUGAACAGACUGAAGAAGAUAUUAAGAAGCCAUUUUUAUCAGCCCCGCUGCUGGACUGGAAUGUGGUUCAGAGGAAGAUGCCCUGGAACAUUGUGCUGCUGCUGGGAGGAGGUUUUGCUUUGGCUGAUGCAAGCGCAAACUCUGGACUCUCAGGUUGGCUGGGUCGUCAGAUGACUCCAUUAGGAUCUAUUCCACCCUGGUCCAUUGCAACAGUGCUUUCCCUUAUUAUAGCAGUCUUCACUGAAUGCACCAGUAAUGUUGCCACAGCCACUCUCUUCCUACCUGUCUUUUCAUCCAUGGCUGUAUCUGUCAAGAUCCACCCUUUGUAUGUUAUGCUGCCAAGUACUCUGAGUGCUUCCUUUGCCUUCAUGCUGCCUGUUGCGACACCUCCAAAUGCAAUAGUGUUUUCCUAUGGCCACAUCCGGGUUUUGGACAUGGUUAGGUCUGGAAUAGUAAUGAACAUCAUUGGAGUCUUCUGUGUCACACUGGCAAUCAACACAUGGGGAAGACCUAUAUUUGAGCUGGACACAUUCCCAACAUGGGCAAACAGCACAACUAAUCAGUGAGCAAUGAAGAAUUCAUGUUAUACAAGGAAAGUCCCCAUAAUCCUACUUCCUGUUGCCGAAACAUAGAGCCUUGUCACUGUUUCAGAUCCAGUGUUAGAUGCUACCUUCUGGGAGUCACACAUCAGAUCAAGUAUGGACCAACUCAUUACAGUCAUGCUGGAGACAAAUGUGCUGUUUAAUUAUGCAACCCUAAGGAUGGUAUGUUUGGAUCAUAAGUAUGAUCAAGUGAUUCACUGCAUUUUCAACCAAGGUCAAGAGUUAGAAUUUAUUUAACUUAUGAAAUAAAAAGAGGGUAAGCUGUCGUAUCAAAUAGUUUGGACUAUUUUAUCACUGGUAUGUAUCUGUAAAUCAUUGUCAUUGGACCCAGUUAAGAGCUGACAAUUCAUUAACUGCUACAUAUCAACAAGUCAGCAGCUGUACAAAGAAAUUCCCAACGUCACUUUUUUAAGGUAAAGUCUGUUAUGUUUUAAUCUGGAUUCAACCUUGUGGUGAGCUGUCUCCAAGUCAGCAUGCAAAUGUUUUUCAUCACCUUGUUUUCAUUCCUAGAUCUCAGUGCGUUUAGGCACCAUUAUCGAGAGUCAGGAUGAUGUGAUGCCAUGCUAGUUAUGAUUCUGUUGAAAUCUUGAGCAAUUAUGUUGGCUGUGUGUUCCUUGCACUGGUAGGGUCAAGAAUCUUUCCUCCAUGGGCUCCAGGUAGAUGUGGUUUCACAGGUUUUGUUAGUGCCAGCUUGGAAAUGACUGGUCGAGCAUAGGACUUCACACCUACUGGAAAAGCUCCUGGAUUCAUCUUAUUAAAUAACUGUAGAAUUUUGAAGUGGAAACAAGCCAAGAGAGAGGCUCUAAUUGAAGGCCUUGCAAACAGUAAGGGGUGCAAAUGACAGGGCUUGUGCUGAUUGUGUACUUUAGAAUCCAGGUCCUGUGACAAAACUGUAGCACCUAUUCAUGUAACUUCCGAAGCAAAAGUCAGUCAAAAAAUUAAUGUUGGACUAGGUGUAUCUUGUCAUUGUGUAUGAAUGUUUAUUUAGCCUUGAAGAUGAAGUUGGGAUGUAAGGCCUUGUGUUGUAGUGGACACAUCUAUGAUCAUGACCCAAGUUUUUGUUUCUGGAUGUGCUGUACAACCUCAGGCAGGUCAAUUUACUACUUUUUAUCUCUCUUUCCCAUUCUGAAAAGAUAUUACAGAACUUAUCUACCUCAUAGGAUGUUGUGAAGAAAUAAGGGUCAACUUAUUCCUACUUUUCCACCUUGAGGGGGGGGGAAAAAAGCUACAUCUGGCCUCUGGCACUAUAACGUGUGUAGAAUAUUUAACAGGUUUGUAGUUAACAUGAAUGUUCCUUCCAUAACUGUAAAAAAUAUUCAUGUUUUAACUUUAAAAGCGAGUCAAGUGCAUAUAUCCACAAGAUCACUAGUUGCUUUUAUGAGCAGAAAAUUUCUUCAGUAUUGAUUUGAGUUUCAUGCUUUUAUCUUCUAUGGUCUUUCAAGGUGCUGCGCACCAUAAACUCUCCACUGACUGUUGUUCCUAGUAUCUCCAAUAGCAUUCUGUCUACCUAGCUGGCUGUGUAUGAUGCAGCCUCAUACCUCUUCCAUGGGAUGAUGGGAUGUGUGGAAAAACACUUGCAAAGUUUCUCUAAGGAAAAGAUCAGUUCUAUUGCCAAGAAAUAGCUUUGUCACAGGUAUUAGUCACCACCUGAAGGUUAUCACAGUAUUCAUUUAAGGAUGUAAAGCCAGAACCAACUAAGCACCUCCUAUGCUUUGGAAAUCAUCACUUAAUGCUGACUUGCAUCUGUAGAUAUCUAAUUGCAUUUGAGAAAGUGACUUUUGUUUUGACAGUCCUUGUAAUAUGAGGACACUUCAACUGCAAGAUUCUUCAUAGCGUUUGAUCUUCACUGUUGCAGGUGAGGUACAGUGGUCUUUGUGUGGCUGGGUAACACUGAGCUUGCCUCUCUCAAUUUAUACAGAUCCAAAUUCCUCAAAAAAUGGUUUCAGCUUGAGGGUAUAGGACAGGUACUUCCCUGUCCUGUUUGCAGAAAGGAACGUUCUGAAAGUAUCUUGAUGGGAAGAGAGUGCCCUUCUCUCAGCUAGGAAAGUGCUUUCUUCUGUUAUGAAAGUAGAAAACAGAUGUCAUUUUCUGGAAUGAUUACACUGGGUGAGUUACAGACGUGCCAGAUUGGGGAGGAAAAUACUCAUGGUGGUGUAAAGA
This is a messenger RNA of Centrocercus urophasianus (Greater sage-grouse), 3960 nucleotides long. RefSeq names its product solute carrier family 13 member 5-like. Gene Ontology annotation, molecular function: citrate transmembrane transporter activity; succinate transmembrane transporter activity; sodium:dicarboxylate symporter activity. Gene Ontology annotation, cellular component: membrane. The coding region runs from base 1 to 1764 and encodes 587 amino acids. The transcript is spliced from 12 exons. NCBI's taxonomy places the organism in Eukaryota, Metazoa, Chordata, Aves, Galliformes, Phasianidae. Gene Ontology annotation, biological process: citrate transport; monoatomic anion transmembrane transport. The record is from RefSeq and is a predicted model, not a curated record.